AUGUGUACCGAUGAGAAUGCCUUCUCACUGACGGCGGUUUCUGACGCAAGCGGACAGUUUUCCUUCGCCGAUAUUCCGCUUUGUACUUACACUGUUGUCGUGCCUUCGGAGAUUAAUACGACCGAAGGAGCGAAGCCUAUUUUCGAGGGUUAUGAUGAUGAUGAUACCAAGACUACUGCAGAGAUAGUGAUUGAUCCCACCACCACAGAGCUUGCCGGCGUGGACUUCGUUUACAAGCUGAUUCCUUCCGCUACAGCCAGUCCUACGCCCUCUACGUCGAGAUUUAUUCCUGGCACAAUCGGUGGAUCUGUUGUUAUCGAGGGCACAGAAACUGGAAUCUCAGGUGUUGAAGUGACUGCGACAUGUGCGGACGACGGGUCAGUCUAUAAAGCAACUACCCAGGAUGAUGGCUCAUAUACGUUCGGAGAUAUGCCUGAUUGUGUUUACACCAUCAACGUACCGACUGAAAGCAACGGAUGGCCAGUGGUAAGCACCGGUGUGACUGAGGUGGAGAUCAGCCCAGAGAACCGCACUGAGGAGGUGAAGUUCGAGUACACACCACUCGGAUCUAUCUCUGGAGCUACUCUAAGUGACUUUGACAAAACCACUCCUAUUGAGGGCGUGCUUGUUGAGUUGACAUGCGAAGGAGCCGAAACUCAGACCGCGACAUCGGAUGCCCUGGGAAAGUACAGUUUCACGGAGCUGCCACCUUGCACCUACACAGUCACAGUUCCCACUUCAGUCGCUAAUGGAGGGGACCUCGUCUCAGGCCCCAGCGACAGCGACACUAGCGCAACUGAAGUUCACGAAGAAGCGAUUUUGGGUAAUGAUGUUAUCGAUGCAGACUUCUUCUACCUACCCGAAGGUACAAUUGCAGGAAAUCUACGGGACCAUGUGACUGAAGAGCCACUUGCUGGCGAGACGGUGACUAUCACAUGCUUGGAGAACCCUGAUAUUACUUUCACAAAUGUUACUGACGCCGCCGGCAACUACGAGUUCACCAACUUGGUUGCCUGUUCAUAUGCAGUUGUGGCUCCCGAGACUUCAACUUCCGGACCUAUUUUCGCUGGACCAGAGGACCGCACCGAAGACAAUAAGGAAUUCAGCACCGUUGUUUACAUCAGCCUUGACAAUCCCGAGGAAGGCGAUGUUGACUUUGAGUACUCGCAGGUGGGAA
Sphaeroforma arctica JP610 is the source of this 1177-nucleotide messenger RNA. RefSeq lists its product as hypothetical. Lineage: Eukaryota; Ichthyosporea; Ichthyophonida. The transcript has a single exon. Gene Ontology annotation, cellular component: endoplasmic reticulum membrane. The annotation marks the transcript as partial. The record is from RefSeq and is a predicted model, not a curated record.